This is a messenger RNA of Brassica rapa (field mustard), 1215 nucleotides long. Its product is annotated as F-box/LRR-repeat protein At2g40920. Gene Ontology annotation, molecular function: protein binding. Lineage: Eukaryota; Viridiplantae; Streptophyta; Magnoliopsida; Brassicales; Brassicaceae. The record is from RefSeq and is a predicted model, not a curated record.
AUGUGCUUGUCUACGGAGACACCGGAGCUUCCUAUGCAUGUGGUAACGGAUGAGAUUCUCACGAGAUUGCCUGCUAAAUCUCUGAUGAGAUUCAAGUGCGUUUCAAAGCUCUGGUUAUCGCUCAUCCGCUCACGUUAUUUCUCCAACCGUUUCUCAAAGGUCCCAUCCCCUCGUCUUUACAUGUGUUUAUGGGAUCAAGCCACCAUUGGUGACAAUGAAACAUACACAUUGGCUCCUCUAGACACUCGGCCUUCAACGUCCACCUUUGUUGUUGACGACAAUCUGCCCGACCCAGCGAUUGGAGGUUACAUCUUACAAAAUCUUGGUGGCUUCAUGAUCUACGUCUAUAGGAGAGAGCCCCAUAUCUAUAACCCUGCCACCGGACAAUUGGUAGGCUUCCCCUUAAGAAGUUCCGACCACAUCAUCGUACCUCCAGGAGGAGAAAAGGUCGUCACCUAUUAUUUCGGAUACGACCCACUUAGCCACAAGUACAAAGCGGUCUCCUUGAUUAGCGUAUUCUUAGAAGAAACUAAACAAGUCAUAAGUUCAGUGAAUUAUAUCUUUAGCCAAAAAAAUAAACUAGGUUAUUGGAACAAGGCUGCUCUAACUCCAACGGACUUUUGUCCUCACAUGCCUUCCAAAGGAGGAAUCUCUAUCGAUGCAAUUAUUUAUUACUUGGCUUUGGUGGAUAGAGAUCGAUUUGUGGUUGUUAGUUUCGACAUUAGAUCUGAAGAGUUCAACAUGAUCCAAGUACCCAAGCUGCAUGAAGAUGCCCCGGUAGAUACUCCAGAUCUGACUCUUUUGGAGCUUGGAGGAAAAGCAACUCUAUGUGACCCAACCAAUCUUAGAGACAAGGGUGUCUUGGCCUUAUGGACCGUGGAAGAUGUCAGGAGCAAGAAAUGGUUGUGCAAGAGUUUGGUUUUGAAGCCUUCUCAGCUGCCUUUAGUCGACAGCAUUACAUUCAGGGUAAAAGGUACAACUCAAAACGGCAAGGUUUUCCUGAUACCAAAGGAUUUUCUUUCUCCUUUUCACAUUCUCUCUUAUGAUAUGCAAAACAAUGAUAUGAGAAAGAUUGAGAUCAAAGGUAUACCGGACGUCUGGUUUAAUAUGGGCGAAGAAGCUGACCUACAUUUUGAUGUGAUGUUUAUGGACCAGAGUGAGAGCCCAAUAUAUAUUGAUUUCCUGUCCUGUUUUGACUGGGGAGAUGGAGAUUGA